This is a messenger RNA of Capronia epimyces CBS 606.96, 1266 nucleotides long. RefSeq names its product alpha-methylacyl-CoA racemase. Bases 1 to 1266 code for a protein of 421 amino acids. Lineage: Eukaryota; Fungi; Ascomycota; Eurotiomycetes; Chaetothyriales; Herpotrichiellaceae. The transcript is spliced from 3 exons. The record is from RefSeq and is a predicted model, not a curated record. Gene Ontology annotation, molecular function: catalytic activity.
AUGGAGCCACCUCCCCUUUCCGGCAUUAAAGUCCUCGAAUUCGCCGGUCUUGCACCUGGACCAUUCGCCGGGCUGCUCUGUGCAGAUUGGGGCGCUUCUGUGCUCCGAGUUGACCGUGCAGUGCCAGGAGCUCACUCACAUGCCGCUCUUGCCUCUCCCCCGCCAGCAACCUCUGACCGACUGACCAGGAGGAAAAGUUCGAUCUGUGUCGACCUCAAACGGCCUGAUGGGCGUGGACUCGCCUUCAUCAAGGACCUGGCCGCCCACGUCGAUGUGGUGAUUGACCCUUUUCGUCCGGGCGUUCUGGAGAAACUGGGUCUCGCGCCGCAGGAGCUCCUGUCCCGGAAUCCCAGGCUGAUCAUUGCGCGGAUGACUGGGUUUCGUCGUGAUGGCAAGUACUCUGCAAUGGCCGGCCACGACAUCAAUUACAUUGCCGUGUCCGGCGUCCUUUCCAUGUUGGGGAGAAAGGGCGAGCGGCCUCAACCGGCACUGAACCUCCUCGGGGAUUUCGCCGGUGGCGGUGCUGUCUGUUUUCUGGGAAUCGUCUUGGCUCUGCUCAGCCGGGCCACGUCGGGAAAGGGACAGGUGGUCGAGGCAAAUAUGGUCGACGGGAGCGCCUUUCUCGCCACCAUGCCUCGACUCGCGCUGAAAACUCCCCUUUGGUCGCGAGAACGAGGAACGAAUGUGCUGGACGGCGGAUGUCCGUACUAUCAAACAUACGAGACGGCCGAUGGCAGGUACAUGGCAGUGGGGGCGCUGGAGCCACAGUUUUUCGCCGCCCUGCUAAAGGGACUUUCAUUGAAGGCCACAGACUUGCCAGGUGCGAGAGACGACAGGGCCAUCUGGCCAGACCUGUUCGACCUUUUUACCAAAACCUUCAAAUCCAAGACCCGGGAGGCAUGGGAGCACAUCUUCGACGGCACCGACGCCUGUGUCACUCCGAUGCUGACCCAGCAGGAGUUGGAGCUGUCUGCUUAUAUUCAGAAGCCUAUCGUUACCCUCCGACGCACCCCAGGCCUGGCCAUAGCUACCAAAAAAGACGGUGACGGUGACGCUGACCCUGGCGCAUCUCAAGCAGUUGAGGCCCGUCAAGGCCAGGGCCAGGGGGUGGAAGGAGAAGGCUGGAUCAGCAAUGGACUUUCCCCGAGCAAAGGGGGCGAGGAAGUGUUGCAAAGCUGGCUGGGAUGGAGGAGGGGACAUGAUUUUGAUGUAGAUCAAGGAGGCUUGGUUUUGACCAAGGUGCCGGUCGCCAAUCCCAAACUGUAA